AUGUCCACCCACGCCACCCACGGCACCACAUCUCCCACCUUCCCUCCUGCCCCACCUCCAAGCCCAACGGCCGCUUACUCCCGCGAUAUCCCCACCGAGCUCACCCGCCGUCUACAGCUCCUCCGCGCCGGUGGCUCUCCCCCUCAAUUUCCCAACAAGUCUGCCGACGCGCUCACCCGCACCAAUGAAGACGUCGCCAUGGAGCUUGUACGGCGCUUGAAGCUCCUCCAUGACGGACCCCCGCAGGUCUCCGCCAAGUCUAUCUACGCGCUCGCCGACGAACCCACGUACACUCACUACUACUCUUCUACUCCCGACAUCGAUUCCCUGUACCAUGUCCAACAGCCCUGUAGUGGGCGCGGUAGUACGUCCAUGGCGUCGCUCGUCGUCGAGACCGUGUCAUCCAAAUCCGCCGAAAGCGCUCACAGCUCAAGAAUCGCUGCCCGCGGAGUCGAAGCGUCUCGCAAGGCUAACGGCGGGAACAUCACGGCCUGUAAUCUCCCAACUUGUGUCGAGGAGACUGUGCUUGACCGUUGGGCUCAGGAGCCGGAGGAGAACGAGCUUGCGGCCCUCAGCGCGCUUCCGCGCAGUGGCUCAGCUGCGCCGCUCGCCCCCACCAGCGCACAGAGCGAGGUCGGUGGCGCCGAGUUUCCAAGGUUAACCCCCAACAUCAAGCCAUCAAGUCGCCUACCCCCGCCCCGAGACGUCGACACCGCCCACACCUCCCACAUCGUCGGCCUGGUUCCAUGCACGGGUAAUGUCUCGCCAUCGAUGGAAUCGUUCGACGGUGGGAUCUGGCUCGUCUCUGAGGACAUUUCUUCAACGCCAGUAGGCAGGGCCUCUGCAGGUGCCGAACGAGUGGGUGGAGGCGAACAGCAGUCCGCGAGCGGUGUCAGCGCGAGGUGGCUUCGCCUGCUCUGA
This is a messenger RNA of Boeremia exigua, 921 nucleotides long. RefSeq lists its product as uncharacterized. Bases 1 to 921 code for a protein of 306 amino acids. The transcript is spliced from 4 exons. The record is from RefSeq and is a predicted model, not a curated record. Lineage: Eukaryota; Fungi; Ascomycota; Dothideomycetes; Pleosporales; Didymellaceae.